Molecule: messenger RNA, 1512 nt
Organism: Stegostoma tigrinum
Lineage: Eukaryota; Metazoa; Chordata; Chondrichthyes; Orectolobiformes; Stegostomatidae
Gene: sap30bp
Product: SAP30 binding protein
Exons: 11
Coding region: 55-948 (297 amino acids)
Biological process (GO): regulation of DNA-templated transcription
Cellular component (GO): nucleus
Source: RefSeq, a predicted model, not a curated record
GUACCGCGCGUGCGCAGAACAUCAUCCGCCGACGUCAUCACACGGCGCCCCAACAUGGCGGACAAGAAAAAUGUUCUCCGCACGUUAAUGGCUUAUGCCGGCGACUCGGACUCUGAAACCGAUACUGAGACAGGUACAAAAGGAGGACUCGUCUCUGCUGGAUACGGCGAUGAUGAUAUCAGCAGAAUGGAAGAAGCAGGUGAGCUGGAGGAGGAUGACGAGAGCAGCAGUCCACUGGAAGGUGAAGAUUCAGAAAAGGAGUUGCAAGAGGCAGAUGGGAUAAAGGAGAUCCUUGAAAUGGAGAAGAAGAAUCCUCAGGAGCUGGUAGCUUCUUUUUCGGAAAAAGUAAGGAACAUGUCUCCUGAUGACAUCAAAAUGCCACCCGAACCCAUGGGGAGAUGUUCUAACCACCUACAGGAGAAAAUUCAGAAGCUGUACGACAGAAAGCUAAACGAAGGCCUCGACAUGAACAACAUCAUUCAGAGAAAAAAAGAGUUCCGCAACCCCAGCAUUUAUGAAAAACUGAUCCAGUUCUGUGGCAUCGAUGAACUUGGUACAAACUACCCAAAGGACAUGUUUGACCCCCAUGGAUGGUCAGAGGAUUCAUACUAUGAGGCUUUAGCCAAGGCUCAGAAAAUAGAAAUGGACAAAAUAGAGAAGGCCAAGAAGGAACGGACAAAGAUUGAAUUUGUGACCAGAACAAAAACAGGAACCAACACCAGCUCUGGCACAGGCACAACAACCACAUCAAGUACAACUGUGGCAGAUUCUCAGAAAAGGAAGAGUAAAUGGGACUCCGCAGUUCCCGUGACGACAAUAGCUCAGCCAACAAUCAUCACUACUACUGCAACAUUGCCGGGGGUCGUCACAGUAACAACCAGUGCCACUGGGGCAAAAACCACGGUCAUCUCAGCUGUGGGCACCAUUGUCAAGAAAGCUAAGCAAUGAGCCUAGGCCAGGAGCACAGUCUCUGAACAGUUGCAGAGCUCAAGGCCCUGUGGGACCAGACUCAUACUCAAAAACUUAUUUUCUUUCCCUUGCAGCUACUCACCUCAGCUGUGUACAGCUGAGUCACAAACAGCUUGAAACAGUCCUUCACUGCCCAAUUUGGGGUCCAUCGUGUCAACUUAAAAUAUAUUAUACAACCUGGGGAGUAGUGGCAGUAAUUUCAAUGCUGAAAGGUCUGAACUGUAUAUAUAGGGUGUAACUGACCUGAGGGGAUUGAAGGGUGAAAUAGGUUCGCUGGACAAGAUGGGGAGUGAAUUUGGGUUUUUUUGGGGAGAGGGAAGGGGGCAACACAACAGGUCAUCUGGUGAUCACUAAGAUCCAGAAAUCAACUAAAUGGGUCUGGAUACUGAUUGUGCUUUCUGUCGGUCUCAUACUGUAGGCUGUUGCACUUGUGUUGUAAACUGUGGACGAGUAAACACACACUGCACACUCCUGUAUGAUUAUGGCAAAGCAUUGUAAACUGCUGGCAGUGUGGAAACACAAAUAAAAGCUUCUUACUUUCUU